GCCGUGUAUGAGGGAGCCUGGCAGGAAGAGAGACAGAGCAUGCUCCGCUUCCUGCCUGGACCCGGCUGAGGCUCGUAUGUGACCUGUGACAUUCUGCUGAAGACAUGAUUGAUAUAAAGGCCUGGGCCGAGUACAUAGUAGAAUGGGCUGCCAAGGACCCAUAUGGUUUCCUUACAACGGUGAUCCUGGCCCUCACCCCGCUCUUCAUCGCAAGUGCAGUGCUCUCCUGGAAGCUGGCUAAAAUGAUUGAGGUCAAAGAGCGGGAACAGAAGAAGAAGCAGAAAAGACAAGAAAACAUUGCAAAAGCAAAGAGAACAAAGAAAGAUUGAGCGGAACGGGCUGGCAACAUUAAAAACUGUUUAAAAACUAAGACGCUUUUUAUACAUAUUAUUUUCUUCUAAUGAUUGUGGAAUGUCUGACCAAUUUGGAUACUCUUAGCAGCGUUUUAAACACUUGUCACUGCAGAAAUAUCCUGUUAUCUUUUCUCCUGAAUACUAAUGACAUGAUUUAAUGGUCUUUUUUUUAAUUCCUUGUGCGUUUACUGUUCAGCUGCGUUGGCUUUCUCUGUCAUAAAGUUUGCAUACAUAAAAGGGUUCUUACUC
Molecule: messenger RNA, 602 nt
Organism: Nanorana parkeri
Lineage: Eukaryota; Metazoa; Chordata; Amphibia; Anura; Dicroglossidae
Gene: SMIM15
Product: small integral membrane protein 15
Exons: 2
Coding region: 105-329 (74 amino acids)
Source: RefSeq, a predicted model, not a curated record